AUGCCCCUUUUCCGGCUGAAGACGGUCUUCCCGUUGCUUGCUUUGCUUUCGAUUGGUGUCUUUUUCUGGUGCAUGCAACGUUAUGACCAGUCAGCGUUCCUCCGAUUCAAGCACCCCGUUGACCAAGUGAAUGUGGGCCAGUCUCAAAUAGACAUGUCCACAGGACAAACAGAGGCCAGCAACACCUGCGAGGUCGACCCCAAAUUGGCCGCUCCUCUGUCCUUUGCCGACUGGCUUCCCCGCAAGAACUACACCCGUGCCUACUUCCGCCCUCGUCUGGUGAACCCUGACACCGAAUUCCACACCCUGGAGGAAGUCCAAAAGCCCGUUCUCCCGCCUUUUGUUGCCAUGGAGCGUGGCAUGGUUGUUUCCCCGGAAAACGACGAGAGUGCGUUUGUCUGCCCGGAGAUCAUCGAUGUUGAUGUCGCCGCCGAUGACGACGUGGAGGAGACCUCAAAGCUUUUGUUCGGUCUGGCCACCACUGUGGAUCGUCUCGAUCGUCUGCUCCCCUCCCUGCUUUACACCUACGGAAACACCAAGGCCGGACUCAUUGUUUUGGUUCCCGAAUCGGAUGAUGACUUGGAGAAGCAGGAGACCUACUUCCGUAACCGCGGUCUGGAUCUGACUCUGGUUGCCUCUCCUCUUGAUUUCACCGCUCGCUACUUCGGUAUGGUGGAGGCCUUCUCCGAGCACAUUCGCAAGCACCGCCCGCACACCACCUGGGUUGGAUUCAGCGAUGACGAUACCUUUUUCCUAUCGCUCCCCACCUUCGCCAAGGAACUGAAGCUGUUUGAUGAAAAGAAGAAGCAUUACAUUGGAUCUCUCUCCGAGGCCAGCUGGCAGGUGGACACCUUUGGCCACAUCGCGUUCGGUGGUGCCGGUGUCUUUGUCUCCAAGCCCCUCCUCGAUGUUUUGAUGAAGUACUACGAUGAAUGCCAGUCCUGGGGCGAGCAGCCCGGUGACCAGAAGCUUGGCCAAUGUAUCCAGCGCUUCGGUGACACUUCUUUGACCCUGUGGCCCUCGCUGUUCCAGAUGGAUAUGACUGACCCCGUGGACGGUGUUUACGAAUCUGGCCGCAAGAUUGAAUCCAUGCACCACUGGAACAGCUGGUACACUAAGGAUGUGGUGAAGAUGACUACUGUUGCCGCGGCCGCUGGUCGGAAGUCCGUGCUGCGUCGUUGGGUCUUUGACCAGGAGGAGACGGUGAACAGCGUCACUGGAGAGACUAUCCGUCACUUCUGGGUUUUGACCAACGGCUACUCCAUGGUCAAGUACACUUACGAUUCGUCUGUGCCAGAUGAUGCCAUUGACUUUGAUGCCGUGGAGAAGACCUGGCCUGAGGACCCCCGUGGUUUCGAAGAGCGCCUGGGUCCUCUCCGUCCCGCUGAGGAUGAAGGUGUCACCAAGGACCGCUGGCUGCUUCACGACGCUUACGUGGUGGGUGACAAUGUGCACCAGUUCUACGUGCGCGAAGAGGAUGAGGGUCACAGCAUGAUUGAGAUUGUCUGGCUCGGCCCCAAGGGCGGCGGUGGUGCCGGCCUGAGCGACCACCAGCUCCGCGGUACCUACCAGCAAUAA
This is a messenger RNA of Penicillium verhagenii, 1578 nucleotides long. RefSeq names its product glycosyltransferase family 31 protein (gene gfsA). Bases 1 to 1578 code for a protein of 525 amino acids. The record is from RefSeq and is a predicted model, not a curated record. The transcript has a single exon. Gene Ontology annotation, molecular function: acetylglucosaminyltransferase activity. Lineage: Eukaryota; Fungi; Ascomycota; Eurotiomycetes; Eurotiales; Aspergillaceae.